Alosa alosa (allis shad) is the source of this 2541-nucleotide messenger RNA. RefSeq names its product solute carrier family 13 member 2 (gene slc13a2). Gene Ontology annotation, cellular component: membrane. Lineage: Eukaryota; Metazoa; Chordata; Actinopteri; Clupeiformes; Clupeidae. The record is from RefSeq and is a predicted model, not a curated record. Gene Ontology annotation, biological process: monoatomic anion transmembrane transport. The transcript has 12 exons. Gene Ontology annotation, molecular function: transmembrane transporter activity. The coding region runs from base 522 to 2381 and encodes 619 amino acids.
UCUUCCAGAUUAUGUUACAUAAUACAGGAUCAAAAUUAAACAGUAUAAUGCUUACGAGAUUAAAUUGAGGAGGGUACCAUGUGGAGGCCAUGCAGAGGUAAAACACUUGCCAGAAUGACUUCUCAUGCUCCCAGAACUCUCAGAUAGUACAAGGAAAACCUGUGAAGGUGCCUUAGUCGUGCUGAUAAGCCUAGUCAUUCUGCUGGGUAGUAAAUCAAUCAGCCUUUGUUUGGCGAUGUGCAUGCACACCGUUUUUGUUUUACUUCCUGCCCCUCUCACUACCAUCACCCCCCUCUUCUUUUUUUCUGCUGAGGUUAAUAUUUAAUUUAUUGCCCAUGAGGACGGGGGAAAUACAUAUAAUAAGGAUUCAGCACCUGUGGAGCCAUUUGGAGUACUCCAGCAAGUGAGUGGGGAGACAUCACUGCGGUUCCUCAAGACUCUACACCAUAUCCAGACUCCAGCAGACUCCAGCAGACUCCACACACUUUUCCUUUACGUUAGCAGCACUGAGAGGGGGAAGCAUGGGUAACUUUUGGAGAUGGCUAUGGUGUCAAAGGAACUAUGUGAUCAUCAUUUUCACCCCACUCAUCUUCCUUCCUUUGCCAAUCGUAGUGCCAACAUCGGAGGCUAAAUGUGGCUACGCCAUCAUCGUGAUGGCUCUGUACUGGUGCACAGAGUGCAUGCCACUGGCGGUCACGGCUCUGCUCCCCGUCGUGUUCUUCCCCUUAAUGGGCAUCAUGCAGGCCGAACAGGUCAGUGUUCAGUACCUGAAAGACACCAACAUGCUGUUCAUUGGUGGGCUGCUGGUUGCCAUUGCCGUGGAGAACUGGAAUCUGCACAAGCGCAUCGCUCUUGGAGUCCUGCUGCUGGUGGGAGUGCGGCCUGCUCUGCUAAUGAUGGGUUUCAUGGGUGUGACGGCCUUCCUCUCCAUGUGGAUCAGUAACACGGCCACCACCGCCAUGAUGUUGCCCAUUGCGCAGGCUGUGCUGGCCCAGCUAUCGGUCACCGAGGCCGAGGGUGACGAGCGGGAGUUGCGGGGCGGGACCAGCAACCAGGCCUUUGAGAUGGAGGACGUCAGAGACAGAAAGGCACCUAUGGAGGACUUUAACAAAGCCCACACGGACGUGGAGCAGGGUGUCGACCAGGCUUUAGAGGACAGGAGGAAGGCACGCGAGCAGAAGUACACGCUUCUGGGCAAAGGGAUGAGCCUGUGUGUGUGUUACUCUGCCAGCAUCGGGGGCACUGCCACUCUGACGGGCACCACCCCCAACCUCAUCCUGCAAGGCCAGCUCAAUUCGAUCUACCCAGAUAACAACGGCAUCAUCAACUUUGCGAGCUGGUUUGGCUUUGCCUUUCCCAACAUGCUGUUGAUGCUUGUCUUCUCGUGGAUGUGGCUGCAGUUCAUGUAUCUGGGCUUCAAUCUGAAGAAGUCCUUUGGUUGUGGUACCAAAGACAAAGGCGACAAGGAAGCUUACCAGGUGAUGAGGGACGAGUACAAGAAGCUGGGCCGCAUUUCGUUCGCCGAGGGGUCUGUGCUCGUCAUUUUCAUCCUCCUGGUGGUGUUGUGGUUCACCAGGGAGCCGGGCUUCAUGCCUGGAUGGGCCUCCGCGCUCUUAAAGGGCACCGGCUUUGUCUCAGACGGGACCGUGGCCAUCUUUAUGUCCGCUCUGUUCUUCGUCAUCCCCUCCAAGUGGCCAUUCACCUUCUCAGAAGAGAACGACACGGACAAUAGUGGCAACAGAGAUGAUGACAGCAGCAGUGACAAUGACAGUGAUGAAGAGGACAAAAAAAACAAGAAAAGGAAAUCAGAGAAGAAAUCAAAGAAAUCAGCGGGAAAGAUGAAGGCCCCUGUACCCUUGCUGACCUGGGACGUGGUGCAUCAGCGCAUGCCCUGGAACAUCAUCCUUCUGCUGGGUGGAGGCUUCGCACUGGCCAGUGGUAGUGAGGCCUCUGGACUGUCCAAGUGGCUGGGAGAGAGCCUGGCUCCGCUGCAGUCGAUCCCUCCCUUCGCCAUUUCCUUGCUGCUGUGCCUCCUGGUGGGCACCUUCACCGAGUGCUCCAGCAACACGGCCACCACCACCCUCUUUCUGCCCAUCCUCGCCUCCAUGGCCACUGCUAUUAAGCUCCACCCCCUUUAUGUCAUGCUGCCCUGCACCAUUUCCGCUUCGCUGGCCUUCAUGCUGCCAGUGGCCACACCCCCAAACGCCAUCGCCUUCUCCUAUGGCAACCUCAGAGUCAUAGACAUGGCAAAGGCUGGCUGCGUUCUCAAUGUGAUUGGCAUUCUCACAAUCAACUUGGGUAUCAACACCUGGGGCAAAGCCAUGUUCCAUCUGGAUACCUUCCCUACGUGGGCCUACAACACAUCUACGCCUGCUAUAUGAACCAAGGAGAUUAUCGCUGCUACACUGCCACAGGGAACAGAGAGAGAGAGAGAGAGAGAGAGAGAGAUAGAGAGAGAGAGAGAAGUGUGUAAGUAUGUGAGUAAAUAAGUUAAGUAAGCAAGUUAGUAUGUUAAGAAAGAUAGAAAGAAAGAAAGGAAAU